This is a messenger RNA of Fusarium fujikuroi IMI 58289, 855 nucleotides long. RefSeq lists its product as uncharacterized. The record is from RefSeq and is a predicted model, not a curated record. NCBI's taxonomy places the organism in Eukaryota, Fungi, Ascomycota, Sordariomycetes, Hypocreales, Nectriaceae. The transcript has a single exon. Bases 1 to 855 code for a protein of 284 amino acids.
AUGGAUGAGAAUCAUCCGCCGCCAGGCGAAAGCUCACAGGGCGUGGAGAUACUUGCAACUCCCAAGAAACAGCACGCUGAAGCGGAGUUUGGAGAUGGGAACCAGUCUCUUCCCAUCGACCUUGUGGACGACAGCGUCCCUAGCCCUAACCAAACACAGGCACCUCCCGUACGUAGAGGGAGAGGAAGACCACGAGGUUCCAAGAAUAAAAAGACUAUCGCUGCGGAAAAUGCUGCCCGACAACCACAGACGCGAUUCCCAUCACCACCGCAUGCACUGGGCGAUGAAAGGGACAGCCACCAGAGUUGGAUGGGUGAUAAGUAUAUUCCUAACAAUUAUGGAGGCUCUCCGCGCCAAGCUAUCGACACAUCACAGCUCAGCAAUGGGGAAGUUUUGGUCCCGCCCGACCCUUCUGAGAGUCACGCUAUCGCGGAACUCAUCAAAAGUUAUCGAAACUCGGUCAAUCUUAUGAAGGAGAAGAACAGGCAGUCUGCUACCAUCAGCAAGGACAGACUGAAGGAAGAAGAGCAGUAUGAGCUCGCAAAACUUAUCGAUUCCCACACCUGGAACCAGGCGCAAGAAGACGAGCUGGACGCAUCUUGGGAGAGUGGCUUGGUUAAGGCUGUAAUAGAGCGCUUGCCCGAUCGCGGUGCUUAUCUUUCCUCCGUCUUCGAGACAUCCUAUCGUCUCUGCAACAUGGAUCCUCUAUCCCUGCUAUCCAUGUAUCACAACUUUGAGUUCGACAAUAGCGGUAGUGAUAGCUUUAUGCAUGCUGGACAAAUGAAGCGCAACCCUUUGUGGACGCCCCAUUUCUGCGACAAGUUCAAGAGAAUCAUGGCGCAUCCUUUGUUCUAG